Messenger RNA from Eruca vesicaria subsp. sativa (arugula), 736 nucleotides. The record is from the annotation of a GenBank genome assembly. Lineage: Eukaryota; Viridiplantae; Streptophyta; Magnoliopsida; Brassicales; Brassicaceae.
AUGAAGGAAGCUGAAGGAGACGUCCAGCGGGACGGCCCGCGAAGGCUUAUAAAUUAUGCGGUACGGGAUUGGGUAACCAUUCGGAAGACCGCAGCCCGCGUGGGACAGGCCCGCCGUGAUCCGCUCGACGAUGAGCCCGCUGCGUCGUCUGUCUUUCUUGUUUCUCUUGGAGGAGAUCGAUUUGAAAGAAGAAGAAAGAAGAUGACAACUCCGCAAGUGAAGACAGGUUUGUUCGUUGGGUUGAACAAGGGACAUGUUGUCACCAGACGCGAGUUGGCUCCUCGUCCUCGUGCUCGCAAAGGACAAACGAGCAAGAGGACACUCUUUAUCAGAUCAUUGAUAAGGGAAGUUGCCGGUUUUGCUCCCUACGAGAAGAGAAUCACUGAGCUUCUAAAGGUUGGUAAAGACAAGCGUGCUCUUAAGGUGGCUAAGCGAAAGUUGGGAACCCACAAGAGAGCCAAGAGGAAGAGAGAGGAAAUGUCUAGCGUUCUCCGCAAGAUGAGGUCUGGUGGUGGUGGUGGUGCUACUGAGAAGAAGAAGUGAGCAGCAUUUCUCUCAUAAUCAAGCUACUCGUAUUAAGAUUUAGAGUUUGUGAUUUUAAGAGAACUUUGUCCUUGACUGGAGAUUAUGCGUUGAAACUUUUAUUAUUUUAUCUUUGUCUUUUUUUUAUCUAUCACCUCUGAAUUGAAAUACUAAAAUGAAGAAAUUACCUCAUAACCAUAAAUGUAAAAUGUUC